CUUCUUCUGUGCUGUAGAGCUGCAUGAGAUUUGCAAUGCUUCAGUCUCACAUAUAUAAGAGUUGCUUAUCACUCAACAUGUGUUGGUGGAGGAGCUGCUGGAACAGCCACAUCCGCUUGGAAAAGCCCAUGGAAACCGCAGGAAUGGCCAUGCCAUGCCCAUUUUCAGGAAAAAUGAAGGGAAGAAAAGAGGAAUAUUCCUUACCUUCACCCUUCAUCUUGUUGCUCUUCUGUGUCGCCGGGCACUCAACUGCUGAGCUGGAUGACAGCAAAGAAGAGCAUGUUGUGGGUGCUGCUUUGCCACCACUGAAGCUUGUACACUCAUUCUGUGCCAUGAAAGCAGAUGAAGGUCCAUGCAAAGCCAUCCACAUCCGCUAUUUCUUCAGCAUCAAGAGCCGCAAGUGUGAAGUGUUUGAAUAUGGUGGAUGCCAUGGCAAUGAGAACAACUUCCUAACACUGCAGGAAUGCCAGGAGAAGUGUGUGCCAAAAGAAUUUCCUCAGAAGAUGGCAUUAGCAAAAAAUAAGGAAGCAUUGUUUCUAGGACAGCCAGACUUCUGCUUCCACGCCCAAGAGCCCGGGGUCUGCCGAGGGUACUUUACCAGGUACUUCUACAACAAAGAGACAAAAUUGUGUGAGGCAUUCAAGUAUGGUGGGUGCCUAGGAAACCAGAACAACUUCAGGAGUUUGGAGGAGUGCCAGAAUACCUGCCAAGACAACUUUGUUACAGCAGAAGAGCAUCCCAGCACUGUGAACAGCAGUUCCCCAGCAGAAGCACCCAGCCAGUCUCCUGGGAUUUUUGUUAAUUCAUUGCCAGCUGCUCCAAAUGAGAAGUCCAACACCCUGAACAGCAGUUCCCCAAAGGAGGAGCCCAACCAGUUCCCUAUUUUUUUUGAUCUUGCAGUCAUUGUGGGAACUCCUUCCCGAGGGGACUGUGGACUCCCUGGAGAAUUCUACAUGGCAGAUAAGUAAUUUUCAUUACAAAGUGUCUAUUGGAAUUCUGUUAUAAUAACAAGCCUGUGCUGUUUGGCCCUUUGCUCACUGGCAAACCUUUCUGCUCUGUUCUUUGUAGGUUCCGAAAUUAGCAGGUUUAAAUAGGCAAGCUCUGCUGAACAUAUGCUUUGGAAACUAACCUCCUCUCCAGCUAGAGAGAGAUUAAAUUAGUUCCAGGCUCAAGAGUUCUCAGAGCAGCACCAAAAGCAUUGCCUUAGUUAAUUUAACUAUCAACUUCAUUUUAAAAAACAGUAAGUUUAAUAGAGAUUUUAUCAAUUGUGGACUUCUACUCUGUCGCCAGAGCGAAAUUUGGUCUUGCAAUUAUGAAAAGAAGUUAAGAGGUUUUCAUUUUAUAACUUGAAACUAACUUAGUCUAUCUUGAAAAAGCAACCCAUUACUCGGUUUAUAAAUUUCAGAUUUUUUUUUUUUAAUAGUAUGAUGUUGCUAACACACCAUUCUAUUUCUUUCUCAGCAAUUUUCAUACUUUUUUCACCAGACCAGUUCAGCAAUUAUACAUUUCAGAUGAACCUUUUUUUUAGCAGCUGUACCAUAUGUAAGACACCUAAGAUGCAGCAUGUGCUUUUUGGAUAUUUUGUCAGGCUCCUGCAUUGUCCAGGUUUUUAAUGCAUAACUUCUUGCUUUCAGCAACUCAUCUGCUUCCCACUUUUGUGACCACAGGAUGUCUUCAGCUUUCCUGCAACCCGAAUGAUUUCCUCAAAUUUUUACUUUGUUUUUCCACUGAACUCCUUCUGUGUGGCUUUGUAUCUUCAAGAGUUGCAUCUGACUGGCUUCACAUGUGCAUUUAUGCAUUCAUUUAUUGCAUUUAUGCACCCAGUUCUGCUGCUUCCUGAGGAAAAAUGGUGCUCUUUUGGGUCCCACAUAACUGCUCCCAUAAUGGCUCCCACUCAGCUUCUUGCAGCCUGUGCAGCAAUUUUACCAGUUCCUAUUUUGUUUAUUAGUCACUCUGGGGUGAUAGAUGAUGGAGUUCUUCCAGGUUUGGGAAUUCUGGCAUGGAUUUGCUUCUUGAACUUGUUCCAGUGCCCACGUCCUUUGGCUACCCCAGGUUCGUCCUCCGGUGUUUCAGUUCUCACUUGCAGCCACCCUGAAGGAGCAAACCACCAGCCUCUCCUUGGAAUG
This is a messenger RNA of Haemorhous mexicanus (house finch), 2126 nucleotides long. It is a transcript of the gene TFPI, whose product is annotated as tissue factor pathway inhibitor. The transcript has 9 exons. Bases 24 to 968 code for a protein of 314 amino acids. The record is from RefSeq and is a predicted model, not a curated record. Gene Ontology annotation, cellular component: extracellular region. Gene Ontology annotation, biological process: negative regulation of peptidase activity. Gene Ontology annotation, molecular function: serine-type endopeptidase inhibitor activity. NCBI's taxonomy places the organism in Eukaryota, Metazoa, Chordata, Aves, Passeriformes, Fringillidae.